Messenger RNA from Punica granatum (pomegranate), 2163 nucleotides. The record is from RefSeq and is a predicted model, not a curated record. NCBI's taxonomy places the organism in Eukaryota, Viridiplantae, Streptophyta, Magnoliopsida, Myrtales, Lythraceae.
CCGACAAACUACCUCUCCUUCUUCCUGAUCUAUUCCCUUCAUAAACUUUCCCUCUCCAAAGCUAUGCAUAUUUCCGUCUCAACCCCACCGAAAGAAGGAAGAAGGAAAAAAAAAAAUGCAGCUCUGCGAGAGCCUAACCCGUUCCCCGAAUAUGCUCCCUCGAAAGCGCAUCGUCUCUCACCCCCAGCCUCGACUCCUUGCUCCGCGAGGCUUCCUCCGCCACAUCCACCAGUCAGCUUGCUCCCUCAGGCCGAACCUCCUGAAGGGUCAUCGGAUCGCCGCCUGCAUUGGCCUCAGCAGGGAUGCAGCUCCUGUUCUUGAGCUCGAGGUUGAGGACGAGACCAUCGUGGUGGUUGCAGAGGAGGAGUUAAGGGAGCAGCUGUCCAAGCAGGGCCUGUGGAAUCAGAUGAAGAAGGUUGCCAAGUUUGCAGGGCCUGCCACAGGGCUGUGGGUCUGCGGGCCGCUCAUGAGCCUCAUCGACACAGCAGUCAUUGGCCGGGGAAGCUCCCUGGAGCUCGCUGCUCUCGGUCCGGGAACGGUUAUCUGCGACUACAUGGGCUACUGGUUUAUGUUCCUUUCAAUUGCAACUUCCAAUAUGGUCGCCACUUCCCUUGCCGGACAGGACAAGAAUAAGGUGCAGUAUCAAAUUUCAGUGUUACUGUUCAUCGGGUUAGCUUGUGGUUUCUUGAUGCUUUUCUUCACCAAAUUCUUUGGUUCAUGGGCACUAACAGCUUUUGUCGGUCCAAAAAAUCUGCAUAUCGUCCCUGCAGCAAACACAUACAUUCAGAUUCGAGGCUUAGCAUGGCCCGCUGUCAUGCUUGGAUGUAUUGCUCAAAGUGCGAGUCUCGGCAUGAAAGAUUCAUGGGGCCCUUUGAAGGCACUUGCUGUUGCCACUGCUGUAAACGGCAUCGGAGACGUAGUCCUCUGCAGUGUACUACAUUUUGGCAUAGCUGGUGCAGCAUGGGCGACAACGGUCUCACAGGUUGUUGCAGCUUACAUGAUGAUUGCGUCUCUGAAGGAUAAAGGAUAUAAUGCAUUUGCUCUCUCUGUACCAUCGACCAGUGAACUAUUUUUGAUACUCGGGAUUGCUGCUCCUUUCUUCAUAACAAAGACAUCGAGGGUGGCCUUUUAUGCACUUCUCAUAUACUUUGCCACGUCUAUGGGCACAGUCAGUGCAGCUGCUCACCAGGUCAUGAUUCAAACCUACGGCAUGGGUACAGUGUGGGGUGAGCCUCUAUCUCAGACUGCACAAUCUUUUAUGCCUGAGUUAAUUUACGGGGUAAACCGGAGUCCAGUGAAGGCUCGGGCAUUGUUGAAGUCUUUGUUCAUCGUCGGACUUAUACUUGGACUCAUGAUAGCAAGCAUCGGAGCAGUUUUUCCAUGGUGGUUCCCCAACAUCUUCACGAGUGAUCCCGCAGUCACUCAAGAGAUGCAUAAGGUUCUGAUCCCGUUCUUCAUCGCAUUAUCUGUGACACCCCCAACACAGAGCCUAGAGGGAACACUGCUGGCAGGAAGAGAUCUCAAGUUUAUCUGUGCUUCAAUGAGUGGAUGCUUCACUUUGGGUGCUCUUCUACUACUGUUUGUGAGCAGUAAAGGGCUCGGCCUGACCGGCUGUUGGUUUGCUCUCUCUGCAUUUCAAUGGGCCCGAUUUUGGCUUGCUCUCCGGCGCCUGGCUUCUCCCAAUAGCAUCCUAUACGCAGAGGAUCUGCGCAGCUACAAAGUCAAGUAGCUCAAAACCGCUUUUAGUUCCUGAUUGCAGCAUCGAUGCUUGGGCGGGACUUUGCAGCGUCAAACUUUUGUGGGCAAUUAAGCGAGGUCUCUCAUGCUCUUGAGGGAAAAUGUGGCGGAUGGAUUCAUGCUCUUGGAUUCUUUCCAUCCGAUAUUAAUGAAUCCUCAAGAUCUGAUUAUAUUCCUAGCAAAGGAACUUUCCUAGUUGAAUUAAGAUGGAUCACUGAUGGUCGUUGAUGUAAUAUUGUAAUGUUAUCCUUCAAAGUGUGGCUUCUGCGGAUCAAGACAAUCAAACACUCUUCGAGAGACACCAUGUCAUCAUUGCUGCAGGGCCAAGGAUGGGCGCUCUACUUGAUUUUAGUAUACGAAUCAGCGGAGGAAUUCAUAAUCAGAAGAGAUUCAUCAAGUCAGAUGUCGGUGUCUUCUACUCCGUCC